Sus scrofa (pig) is the source of this 1986-nucleotide messenger RNA. It is a transcript of the gene CYP3A22, whose product is annotated as cytochrome P450 family 3 subfamily A member 22. Gene Ontology annotation, molecular function: oxidoreductase activity, acting on paired donors, with incorporation or reduction of molecular oxygen, reduced flavin or flavoprotein as one donor, and incorporation of one atom of oxygen; heme binding; iron ion binding. The record is from RefSeq and is a predicted model, not a curated record. Lineage: Eukaryota; Metazoa; Chordata; Mammalia; Artiodactyla; Suidae. Gene Ontology annotation, biological process: steroid metabolic process; oxidative demethylation.
CAGUCCUCUACCCCUGCGUGGCGUACGACUGUGGGCCCCAGCGCGCUCGGAAUAAAAAUCCUCUUGCUGUUUGCAUCAAGACCGCUUCUCAAUAUGAACUCUGGGGAGGACUAACUGGAGUGUCCAUGAAGCUUUGCCAGCUCUCAAGGCAGGAGGGGCUCCAGCAGGUGGAGCACAGGGGGCUCUUCCAUUGGCUGCAGCUCCAGCCCCACCUCCUUUCCCAGCACUUAAACCUCCAGCCCCAGUGACUCUCCAGUGGGCAGCAAGGGGACCUCUGCACUCUCAGAGGCAAAGAGCAGCACACACGGCUGAAGGGACGCUCAGAGGAGGGAACCCCAGAGGACGGUGGCCAUGGACCUGAUCCCAAGCUUUUCUGUGGAAACCUGGCUGCUUCUGGCUACCAGCCUGGUGCUCCUCUAUCUAUAUGGGACCUAUUCACACGGACUUUUUAAGAAGCUGGGGAUUCCCGGGCCGAAACCUCUGCCUUAUUUUGGAAGUGUUCUAGAAUACCGUAAGGGCAUGUGGCAUUUUGACAAUAAAUGUUUUAAAAAGUAUGGGAAAAUGUGGGGGUUUUAUGACGGUAGACAGCCUGUGCUGGCUAUGAGAGACCCAGAAAUGAUCAAAGCAGUGCUUGUGAAAGAAUGUUACUCGGCUUUCACAAAUCGGCGGAAUUUUGGUCCAGCGGGAGUUAUGAAAAAUGCCAUCUCUGUGGCUAAGGAUGAGCAAUGGAAGCGAGUACGAACAUUGCUGUCUCCAACCUUCACCAGUGGAAAGCUCAAAGAGAUGUUCCCCAUCAUUGCCCAGUAUGGAGAUAUGCUGGUGAGGAACCUGAGGAAGGAAGCAGAGAAAGGCAAUUCCAUCAACACGAAAGAAAUCUUUGGGGCCUACAGCAUGGACGUGAUCACAAGCACAGCAUUUGGAGUGAACGUCGAUUCCCUCAACAACCCACGAGACCCCUUUGUACAAUAUGCCAGGAAGCUCCUAAGAUUUGAUUUCCUCGAUCCAUUUAUUCUCUCAAUAAUAUUAUUUCCAUUCCUCAGCCCAUUCUUUGAAGUAUUAGACAUCACUUUGUUUCCAAGAAGUUCUGUGAAAUUUUUCACACAGUCUGUAAAAAGGAUGAAAGAAAGUCGCCUCAAAGAUCAACAAAUGCGCCGAGUGGACCUUCUUCAGCUGAUGAUUAACUCCCAGAAUUCCAAAGAAACGGAUGCCCAUAAAGCUCUGUCUGAUCAAGAACUUGUGGCCCAAAGUAUUAUCUUCAUUUUUGCCGGCUAUGAGACCACUAGCAGUUCUCUCUCCUUCCUGGCGUAUAUACUGGCCACUCACCCUGACGUCCAGCAGAAGCUGCAGGAGGAGAUUGAUGCGACCUUCCCCAGCAAGGCCCUUCCCAGCUACGAUGCCCUGGCACAGAUGGAGUACCUUGACAUGGUGGUGAAUGAAAUUCUCAGAUUAUACCCAAUUGCUGCUAGACUUGAGAGGGUCUGUAAGAAGGAUGUGGAAAUCCAUGGCGUGUCCGUUCCCAAGGGGACCGUGAUGAUGGUACCGGUUUUCUCGAUUCACAGAGACCCAGAGCUCUGGCCGGAGCCUGAGGAGUUCCGCCCUGAAAGGUUCAGUAAGAAGAACAAGGACUCCAUAAACCCUUACACUUACCUGCCCUUUGGGACUGGACCCCGCAACUGCAUUGGCAUGAGGUUUGCCCUCAUGAACAUGAAACUCGCUCUCGUCAGAGUCCUGCAGAACUUCUCCUUCAAACCUUGUAAAGAAACACAGACGACCCUGAAACUAAGCUCUCAAGGACUUAUACAACCAGAAAAACCCAUUCUUCUGAAGGUUGUGCCCAGAGAUGGGACCGUAGGUGGAGCCUGACUUUCCCAAAGGACUUGGGCUUGGUUCCUCAAGGAAGCUGCACCCCAGAGCAUCAGAGACCUUGACUUUCUUUGUGAUAAGAACUCGAAAUAAAGAUAAGCUUCAUCUAGUGCAUUUGAUGGA